Messenger RNA from Egretta garzetta (little egret), 1095 nucleotides. It is a transcript of the gene THOC7, whose product is annotated as THO complex 7. The record is from RefSeq and is a predicted model, not a curated record. The coding region runs from base 40 to 669 and encodes 209 amino acids. NCBI's taxonomy places the organism in Eukaryota, Metazoa, Chordata, Aves, Pelecaniformes, Ardeidae. The transcript is spliced from 7 exons. Gene Ontology annotation, biological process: mRNA processing; mRNA export from nucleus. Gene Ontology annotation, cellular component: THO complex part of transcription export complex.
CCUGAAGGCCUUGGGGUGAAACCCGCGCUCGGCUCUGGGAUGCCGCUGCCAUUAACCAGGAGUUUUUCCUCAGAUGAAGUUAUCCGCAAGCGACUUCUGAUCGAUGGCGAUGGUGCCGGUGACGACAGGCGGAUCAAUUUGUUGGGGAAGAGUUUCAUUAAGUGGCGUAAUUCCGGAUCUCAAGAGGAAGGUUACAGCCAGUACCAACGAAUGCUGAGUACUUUAUCUCAGUGUGAAUUUUCAAUGGGAAAAACUCUUCUGGUGUAUGAUAUGAACCUGAGAGAAAUGGAGAAUUAUGAAAAAAUCUAUAAGGAUAUAGAAAAUAGUAUAAGUGCAGCACAUGAGAAGAUUUCUGAAUGCAAAAAACAAAUCCUGCAAGCAAAAAGGAUUCGAAAAAAUCGGCAAGAAUAUGAUGCAUUGGCCAAAGUCAUCCAACACCAUCCAGACAGACAUGAAACACUGAAGCAGCUAGAAGCUUUGGGAAAAGAGCUUCAACAUCUUUCUCACAUUAAAGAAAAUGUUGAAGAUAAGUUGGAGUUGAGAAGAAAGCAGUUUCAUGUUCUGCUGAGCACCAUCCACGAGCUUCAGCAAACCCUGGAAAAUGAUGAAAAACUUUCAGAAGCUGAAGAAUCUCAAGAAACUCAGAUGGAAACGGAGACCAAACAGUAGAUGUAGUAUGAAGACUGACUGUACUAUUGAAGAAUAUCCAAGUGUCUUCACUUCGUGUUGAAACCAAUAGUAAGAGUCAGAACCGAAAAAUAAUUUUUACUGCUUCUGUGAAUUUUUAUACGAAAAUAAUUGUUUUGCUUAUGCUUCAGGGGAAAACAGCUACAGAUCUGUGCAGACAGACACUUUGUGUUAAUCCACAAAUUUUGUAAUUUGUGGCAAAUAUAUUUUGGUUUACAAAGGCUGAAUCUUCUGCACAGUACUUGUGAACUAAGGUGUUUGCAAAAAAUUGUCAAUAAAGGGUGUUUACAAAGAGUUUCCUAUUUUUAGUGGACAUUGAGCAAGGAGUAAGGGCUCCUUUUCUUACUUGACAUUGGACCGAGGGCAAUGCAUCUUUGCCAUGAGUCCCAAAUUCCAUACCCCCGUCCA